This is a messenger RNA of Daucus carota subsp. sativus, 1249 nucleotides long. Its product is annotated as ACT domain-containing protein ACR11. The coding region runs from base 251 to 1120 and encodes 289 amino acids. The transcript is spliced from 10 exons. Gene Ontology annotation, cellular component: chloroplast stroma; chloroplast thylakoid membrane. NCBI's taxonomy places the organism in Eukaryota, Viridiplantae, Streptophyta, Magnoliopsida, Apiales, Apiaceae. The record is from RefSeq and is a predicted model, not a curated record.
AAGUAGUAGAGGAGCAUAUAGAUAAUGUGAUAAAAAUAUUUCCAUCUUGAUAUUAUGGGAAUGGCGUAUACUUCUAGAACAAGACAACAAGAUCAUGAUCCAUGAUCCAUGCCAAGUGGUUGUAUAGAGUCCUCACAAAUUUUACUGCCAUCCUAGAUUUUUGGUACACACACCAAAAGUACCUCAUCCUCCUAACUUCUGUCAGCCUUCAUUAAUCAUUACUACAAUUUGCUUGAGCUCGCCUACCAAAAUGGCUGUGGCCAUGGCUUCUUCAGGCUGUACUCUCGGAAUUUACACCAACUUGAAAGCUCUUGAAGUCCAGCCCAUUUCGAGACCUUCUCUUUUUAGCACAGCUUCUUCUUUUGACCAACUAAUCCACUCGUGCAUUUCACCAAAGAUAAGAUUGUCUUCGUCAGCAAGUACAGUUAUUGUAAAAGCAUCAUCUGCCACGGCUGUGGAGGAUGGAAGUUUUCAAGACACUGAUGCAAUCCCAACGCCUAAAGUAAUAAUAGACCAGGAUUCAGAUCCAGAUGCAACAGUUGUGGAGAUUACUUUUGGGGAUCGACUUGGGGCUCUCCUUGACACAAUGGGGGCACUUAGAAAUCUUGGGCUUAAUGUUGUCAAAGCAGAGGUCUUUCUUGAUUCUUCUGGGAAGCACAACAAGUUCUCCAUCACUAAAGUCUCUGAUGGUAGAAAAAUUGAGGACCCAGAAAUGCUUGAGGCAAUUCGUUUGACAAUUAUCAACAAUUUGCUUGAAUAUCACCCGGAAUCCAGUGGGCAAUUAGCGAUGGGUGCUGCCUUUGGAGUUUUGCCACCAAGUGAACAGGUUGAUAUUGAUAUUGUAACUCACAUCAGAGUUAAGGACGAUGGCCCUGAACGAAGCUUGUUAUAUGUCGAGACAGUAGAUCGCCCUGGUUUACUUGUGGACCUUGUCAGGAUCGUCACUGACAUUAAUGUUAAUGUUGUAUCAGGAGAGUUUGAUACAGAGGGUUUGUUGGCCAAGGCAAAAUUCCAUGUCAACUACAGAAACAAACCUCUCAUCAAACCUCUUCAACAGGUUCUUGCUAAUAGCUUACGUUAUUAUUUGAGGCGCCCAACAACAGAAGAGGGGAGCUUUUGAGACAUCAUACUUGUUAAAAUAAAGAUGAUAUAUGUUAAAGUCAAUUUACAAUUCAUGAUCACCUCCAUUUCUGUACUGUACAUGGAUAAAUUACUAUAUACAUGGAAAUGAAAUACAUCAAAUUUUCUU